AUGAUGCAGCAUUUUGACAUGGCUCUACUGUCGGCAUUUGUGGAGAGGUGGCAGCCGGACACAAACACCUUCCACAUGCCGUUUGGAGAGAUUUCGAUCCUUAUACACGAUGUGCAUCACAUUCUUCGGAUACCGGUUGACGGAGAGAUGAUGGGAGAUGAGGCGUCGCCGGAUACUCUUAAGUCAGACAUGGGUGGUCUAGUUCGACUUUCGGUGGAUGCUCAGGUUGGUGGUAAGUGGAAGUUUAAGUGGUACGAUAAUGGUGCUAUGCAUGCAGAGGGAUUGUUGGUGCGUGGGGGAGAGUUGAAGAUUAAGGAGAUGGAGGUGCAGUGUGUACCUAUUUGUGUUACUGGAAUCCACGCUUUUUGUGGAUAA
Molecule: messenger RNA, 375 nt
Organism: Linum tenue
Lineage: Eukaryota; Viridiplantae; Streptophyta; Magnoliopsida; Malpighiales; Linaceae
Source: the annotation of a GenBank genome assembly